CACCCCUCUACCACUUGGAUUCCCCUGAACCUUUGAACUCCAAUCGUCAAUAUGCUGGACCUAGCAGACUUUGUCACCGAGCGCGGUGGUGAUCUCAAGAAGAUCAAGGAGAGCCAGCAGAAGCGAUUUGCUCCGGAGGAGACCGUCGAUGAAGUUGUCGCACUUUAUGAAGAGGCACGACGCGCCCGGUAUGAGGUCACACAGGUGGGCUCUCAGAUCAAUGGAGUCCAGAAGGCAAUUGGAAUGAAGAAGAAGAACAAGGAAGACGCAACCGAAUUGCUCGCACAAAAGACCGAACUCGAGACAAAGAAGAAGGAGCUUGAGGAAGCUGCUGUCGCCAAGGAGGUUCAACGCGACCGAAAGAUUCGCACGAUUGGAAACUACGUCCACGAAUCCGUGCCCGUGAGCAACGAUGAGGCAGACAACCAGCUGAUCAAGACAUGGACCCCCGAGAACGCCGAAAUGCAGAAGCCAGGUUGCCUCUCCCACCACGAAGUGUUGACUCGUCUCGAUGGAUAUGACCCAGAGCGUGGUGUCAAGAUUGUCGGCCACCGUGGAUACUGCUUGACUGGAUACGGUCUUUUCCUCAACUUGGCUCUGAUCAACUAUGGUCUGGAGUUCCUCUUCAACAAGGGCUACACGCCCAACCAGCCCCCUCAAUUCAUGCUUAAGGAUCUUAUGGCGAAGACCGCGCAGCUCGAGCAGUUCGAUGAGGAGUUGUAUAAGGUUACUGAGAGCGAGGAUAAGUCGACCGACAAGUACCUCAUUGCUACCUCCGAACAACCACUGUCUGCCCUGCACGACAGCGAGUGGCUCCAGGACAAGGACCUGCCCAUCAAGUAUGCCGGUUACAGCACAUGCUACCGUAAGGAGGCUGGAUCUCACGGGAAAGAUGCCUGGGGCAUCUUCCGUGUUCACCAAUUCGAAAAGAUCGAGCAGUUUGUUCUUACCAAGCCAGAGGAUUCAUGGCAAGCCUUUGAGGACAUGAUCAGCACCUCCGAAGAAUUCUACCAGUCCCUAAAACUCCCUUACAACAUUGUCGCCAUUGUCUCCGGCGCCUUGAACAACGCGGCAUCCAAGAAGUACGACUUGGAGGCCUGGUUCCCCUUCCAGCAGGAGUACAAGGAGCUCGUCUCUUGCUCCAACUGUACCGACUACCAGUCCCGAGCUCUGGAGAUCCGGUACGGCGCGAAGAAGGCCACCGAUCUGAAGAAGACUUACGUCCACGCGCUGAACUCCACUCUGUGCGCAACGGAGCGUACCCUCUGCUGCGUGCUUGAGAACUACCAGAAAGAAGAUGGUAUUGAGGUCCCGGAGGUCCUGCGGAAAUACAUUCCCGGUGCUCCUGAGUUCCUUCCUUACACCAAGGAGCUUCCCAAGGAUAGCACAUCCACCAAGGCCAAGGGGAAGGCCAACAAGGGCACCGAUGAUGCCACCAAAAAGAUGCAAGGUCUUCAGGUUUAAGGUGAUAUCCCACGAUGUACUUUGAGAUACAAAUUACAAAUUACGAUGGUUUAGUUCAUGACUUAUACGCACAUGUAUAGAAGAUCAGUCGCCCGCUAAUGUGGUCUCUGUCCUUGACGACGUAGGACUAUUCAUCUGACCUAUUUGGCUCAAAAUAUAUUAGGGACAUCUUAUUCAAGAAAACACUCCGAUGUCUUCUUUGGAUGUCCUUUUAGAUUCUUG
Penicillium samsonianum is the source of this 1686-nucleotide messenger RNA. Its product is annotated as serine--tRNA ligase SES1. NCBI's taxonomy places the organism in Eukaryota, Fungi, Ascomycota, Eurotiomycetes, Eurotiales, Aspergillaceae. Gene Ontology annotation, biological process: seryl-tRNA aminoacylation. Gene Ontology annotation, cellular component: cytosol. The transcript is spliced from 7 exons. Gene Ontology annotation, molecular function: serine-tRNA ligase activity; tRNA binding; ATP binding. The record is from RefSeq and is a predicted model, not a curated record. Bases 52 to 1464 code for a protein of 470 amino acids.